Molecule: messenger RNA, 435 nt
Organism: Conger conger (European conger)
Lineage: Eukaryota; Metazoa; Chordata; Actinopteri; Anguilliformes; Congridae
Gene: cox7a1
Product: cytochrome c oxidase subunit 7A2, mitochondrial
Exons: 4
Coding region: 80-322 (80 amino acids)
Biological process (GO): mitochondrial electron transport, cytochrome c to oxygen; regulation of oxidative phosphorylation; mitochondrial respirasome assembly
Source: RefSeq, a predicted model, not a curated record
GCUGCAAUAUCUGCGCCUGCCCUAUCCUGGGCCACGCUUAGAGAACCAGCUAGAGGCUCAGCACAGGACAACACACAGUAUGAGACACUUACAGAGACUUCAGCAGCUCACGCUCCGUGCCUUCAGCACGACGACCAGGCAGAUGAGGAACACGGUCCCAGAGCAGCAGAGGAUAUUCCAGGCGGAUAAUGGCCUUCCCGUUCACAUCAAGGGAGGGACUGUUGAUGUCAUUCUCUACCGUAUCACCAUGACAAUCACCCUAGCAGGAACAGCAUACUCCUUGUACUGUCUUCUUACUGCCUGCUACCCGAAGAAAAAGUAGGCAAAAAGAAAGAAGGAAAACCUGCUUAACGUUAUAACACAAACCACUGUGUGGCCUUUCAGUGUAAUUAUCACUUUGUAUUGAUGAAAUAAAGCUUGAAAAAAUUAACUCAA